Molecule: messenger RNA, 5202 nt
Organism: Hippoglossus stenolepis (Pacific halibut)
Lineage: Eukaryota; Metazoa; Chordata; Actinopteri; Pleuronectiformes; Pleuronectidae
Product: protocadherin-17
Exons: 4
Coding region: 1186-4461 (1091 amino acids)
Biological process (GO): homophilic cell-cell adhesion
Cellular component (GO): plasma membrane
Molecular function (GO): calcium ion binding
Source: RefSeq, a predicted model, not a curated record
GCCCUUCUUCGCGCGAUCUUGCCCCAGACCCGUAGGAGAAAACACCCCCCCUCCGGGCACGAUCUGUCACCGCUCACUCAUUUGCCGGGAGAGCAUCCGGAAACUAUGUUAAAUGCGCCAAGCGAUGCGCCGGGCUCUGUCAUAAAGGAGGCGUCGGGAGGAUUCCGCUCGGAUCUCAGUGUGGAGGGAGCAGGUUUCAACAGUUGACGCGGAGAGAACUGAGCGCAGAGGAGGAAGAAAAAAAAAAGCGAUUCAUUUUGAUUAUCUCUCCCUUUUCUCCCCUUUUUUUUGUCUUUUUCCUCUUGCAAGGGGGGGGCCAGUGCACGGGAGCAUUGUCCGGAUGAAGGAUGUAAGAGCACCGGUUCCAAUUGCGCUGGAUUAUGGGAUUAUUAGUAUCAUCAUCAGCGGACUGAUUAUUGCAGGACAAUCGUCGGGCGCGCACGCCAAAAGAAGAGAAAGAAAGUCGCGGCCGUGCCACAGAUGCUCUUGAAUGACGGGGGAGCACAAAAGGUUUGGAGAGAGGAGUAACAGCCCCUGUUCCACUUUGUGGCAUGGGCAGGCUGCGUAUGCAACGGCGAGCGGAGCCCAUAUGCAACAGUGUGCCGCACCGGAGGAAAGAAAGUAAACGCGACCGUGGCUGCGGUGUAGCAGCGGGGCAAAAUGCAGCAUUUUGAAACGGGCAUGUGUGUCCGGGGUUUUCACGCCGAGGUGUAGAUGUCGCAUGAGGGCAAUGCGCUUUUGUGAGGCUACGGUCUAACCUUCAGCGAAGCAGAUCCAAACGCUUUAACCUUGGAAAGCAGUGGGGAAUAUUAAUACUUUAUAGUCAUCGAUUAUUCAUUAAGAGGUGGGGGAGAGAGAGAAAAAAAGAAACAACAAAGCAUGUUCUUCCGACACUAUGUUGGAUUUGAUGUUUAAUUCAUGCAUCAUGUGUCGUCGGGCGGUCAUCUUUGUUUACACAGAGAGUUCAUCAUAGCCCGGUUGUGGCAUGUUGGAAGAGGUUAAUGCACCGAUUGAAAGGAGAUAACGAUUCGGGGAUCGAUUUAAUACCCAAUUAGUGCGAGGUCCGUGUCAGCCACAUGCCUGGUUUGGGUUUAGUCCUGUAGGAUUCUGCUGUAAUCAACAGGUUGAAAGUCAACGAGGAUUUUUUUUUCUUCUCCUGCCUGCCACACAUAUCCAGUUGAAGGGAUGCGUCUCUCUGUACCCAUUUUCUUUCUACUGUGGGUUAAAGCCCUGACAUUGAAAAAUCUCAAUUAUUCCGUCCCCGAGGAGCAGGGACCCGGCACUGUUAUAGGCAAUAUAGCAAAAGACGCCGGGUAUGGGACUAUGGAGCGGGGGAAGAAGUCCAACUUCAGAGUUCUGGAGAAUUCUGCACCACACCUGGUGGACGUUGACCCGGAGAGUGGACUUAUCUUCACCAAACAAAGGAUUGACAGGGAGACGUUGUGCAGACGAAACCCCAAGUGCCAGCUCUCAAUGGAGGUGUUUGCCAAUGACAAGGAAAUAUGCAUGAUCAAGAUUGAUAUACAGGACAUAAAUGACAACUCGCCCGGUUUUCCUUCAGAUCACGUUAACAUUGACAUCUCGGAAAACGCAGCUGCUGGCACACGCUUCCCCCUGACUAUUGCACAUGACUCGGAUUCUGGGGAAAAUGGGAUAAAGACCUACCAGGUCACCAGAGAUGAUUACAAUACCUUCUCUUUGGAUUUAAAAGUGAGGGGUGAUGGGACUAUAUAUCCAGAGCUGGUGGUUCAGAGACCUCUGGAUAGGGAGGAUCAGAGUCAUCACACCCUCCUCCUCACAGCAAUUGACGGUGGGGAGUAUCCAAGAUCAGGCUCCAUGCAGAUCAACGUCAGAGUGACUGAUUCCAAUGACAAUAGCCCCGUUUUUGAAAAAUCCUCGUACAUAAUAGAGAUUCCAGAGAAUUCACCGCCUGGAAAAGUACUUAUAGAUUUGAAUGCCACUGAUCAAGAUGAGGGCAGCAACGGCCAGGUGGUCUAUUCCUUCACUGGAUAUGCAUCCGAGAGAAUCCAAGAUUUGUUCUCCAUUGACCCCAAUACCGGUGUAAUCAAGGUCCAGGGAGAAAUUGACUAUGAAGAGAAUCCAAUCAUAGAGUUCGACGUGCAGGCUAAAGAUUUGGGGCCCAACCCGAUACCCGGCCACUGUAAAAUUACAGUCAAAGUGCUGGAUAAAAAUGACAACUCGCCAAUUAUAAGUUUUGUUUCCGUCCGACAAGGUGCCAUCAGCGAGGCGGCACCUUCAGAAUCCGUCAUAGCGCUGGUCAGGGUGACGGAUAAAGAUUCUGGACGAAACGGUCAGCUUCAGUGCCGAGUGCUGGGAAACGUCCCCUUCAGGCUGCAGGAGAACAACGACAAUUUUUAUACGCUUCUCACAGACAGACCUCUGGACAGGGAAAUGAAAGAUGAAUACAAUGUGACAAUAGUGGCGAGAGAUAAUGGGAUCCCCUCUUUGAACUACACCAAGUCAUUUACUGUGAAAAUCUUGGAUGAGAACGACAAUCCGCCACGCUUUACAAAGACUAUUUAUGUGCUACAGGUGCCUGAGAACAACAUCCCGGGGGAGUAUCUGGGCUCCGUUCUAGCCCACGACCCAGAUGUUGGUCGAAAUGGAACAGUGUCGUACUCCAUUCUGCCAUCGCAUAUCGGAGAUGUUUCAGUGUACACCUAUGUGUCUGUUAAUCCCACUAAUGGAGCCAUAUAUGCCUCGCGCUCUUUCAAUUAUGAGCAAACAAAAUCCUUUGAGUUCAAAGUUCAGGCGAAAGACGGAGGAUCUCCCCACAUGGAGAGCACUUCUAUAGUCAGGGUCAACAUCCUUGACGUUAACGACAAUCUCCCAGUUAUUAUUUUACCCCUCCUGCAGAAUGAUACAGCGGAAAUCCCAGUGCCUAGAAAUGUAGGUAUUGGCUACAUUGUUACUACUGUGAAAGCGGUGGACCACGACCACGGAGAAAGUGGCCAUUUAACCUACGAGAUCACAGAGGGAAACGACGACCACCUGUUUGAAAUGGAUCCAGUGGGAGGAGAGGUCAGAACUGCCCAUGCUCUGUGGGAGGAAGUCGCCCCAGUGGUUGAGCUGGUGGUGAAGGUAACUGACCAUGGCAAGCCCCCCUUAUCUGCCGUUGCUAAGCUGAUCAUUAAGGCGAACACAGAAACGGCACCAGGAGGGGGUGCCAGCACGAGCGGGGAACAGCAGCACUGGGAUGUAUCCCUGCCCCUCAUAGUUACCCUCUGCAUUAUCUCUGUCAUGCUCUUAGCAGUCAUGACCGCCAUCGCUGUCAAGUCCAAGCAUCAAGAUAAGGAGACUGGGAAUUAUAACUGCCGCAUGGCUGAGUACUCCAAUCCUCCAGUGGGGAAGGGCAAAAAGAAAAGGAUCAACAAGAGUGACAUCAUGCUGGUGCAGAGUGAGAUGGAGGAGAGAGAUUCCGCGAGCCGGAUGAACGUGGUGAGCAGCCCCUCUCUCAUCACUUCACCCAUAUGUUUUGACUACCAGAGCCCUCUGCCACUCACGCUGCCCAGGUCAGAGGUCAUGUACCUGAAAACCACCCCAAACAGCCUGACAGUCCCCAGGGCAGGUUGCCACUCCAGCUUUGCCGGGCUUAGCACAGACACUCCAGCGAAUAGGAUGUCAGUGAUACAGACAGAAAAUUUCACCUCAGAGUCCAAUUACGCUGGCAGCAGGCAACCGUUCGUUCAAAGCUCAACAUUUAAGGAUGCAGAACGAGCAAGCCUCCGAGACAGUGGCCAUGGUGAUAGUGACCAGGCUGAUAGUGACCAGGAUACUAAUAAAGGCUCACACUGCGACACGUCUGCCAGAGAGGCCCUCAAGAUGAAAGCAACAGCGGUAAAUGGCCAGCCUUUUGAGCAGGAGCAAGACAAAUCAGUCCACUGCACCGAUGAAUGUCGUGCACUGGGACAUUCUGACAGAUGCUGGAUGCCAAAGUUACGGGUAGGAAGCCAAGCAGACAGCGCCGAUAAUCGCACCAACCUUUUCAUCCCUGUGGGAAUGGAUGCCAUGGUAGAGACAGAGAUUUAUGGCACCAUCAGUUGCAGCAGCAGAAAAACCCUCAGCACGUUUGGGAAGGAGCAGCGGGACAGUACAAUCCUCGUGGCCAAUGUCAAACCUUACUUAAAAUCGCAGCGUGCACUAAGCCCACCGCUACAGGAGAGUCCAUCUGCGUCCAGCAGUCCCAGCAAGAGCAGCAUGCCCCUGGACUUGGCCAACCAAGGGUCCAAAGAGGAGAGGGAGGGGGGUUCAAACAGCAGUGCCUACGGCCCUCCAGAUGGCCAGUGCUCCCCACUGCACACUGAAUUGGAGGAGCCGUCCUACCUGACCUGCGAGCUCAGGCCCAAGUCCCUGUCCAGCAGUCUCAUUCACAGCUCCGUCAUCAGCCAGGAGUGCGGGGGGUCAGAUUACGCUCUCGACCCGCGGGACACUGGCAACUGACAGGUCAGAGGAUCUCGCUCGCUCUCACCUGCCUGAGGUGAGCUGAUGAUAUCACAGAUUAAUGGCCGGGAGGUGAUAUACUCUUCUUUUUCUUCUUCUUCUUCUUCUUCUUCUUCUACUUCUUCUUCUUCGACCCACAGAGGUGUCCAGACACGCAUUGUAUAACCAAAAACCAUCUGCUGUGUAUGUUCUUUUAUUUCUUUUCGAGUCUGUGACUUGUUGUGUUCCAGUGGAAAUAUGUGUCCUUGACUGCUGUGAAGGUUUGGGGGGAGAAAUCAGCGCUUACCUGACUUCAAGUGUUUUCAUGGUGUUCCGUACCUGUCAGUUUAGAUGUCUGUAUUUUACACAUUUCAAGCUCCAAUUUUGUGAGGCUAUUGAACAAAUUGCUACUGUUAAGGUAUUGAGUCCCGUCUGCUUUUGUACAGUGAAGCUUUCUGUCUCCAUUUAGUGUAUAAGGAACAUCUCUUUGAGUAUCACAGGAAAAACACAUAUCAGUGACGUUACAUACAAAAAGUGAAGUGUCUUAUGAACUGUUAAUGGUGGUGCAACAGGGAAUGUCCCUUUUCAUAAAAACCAUUCGAGGUUCCUGUAAAAAAAAAAAAAUCAACUACAAUUUUUUAAGAAUGUAUUUGUAAUUUUAUUGUCGUCCUCUCCGCAGUUUGUGUGAAAAUAAGCCGAGCUUACACGUGAAUGUGGGCUUCUGUACUUGUUGUGUAUUUUAUUAAAUUUCUAUACACCGUG